Drosophila nasuta is the source of this 5503-nucleotide messenger RNA. It is a transcript of the gene Nna1, whose product is annotated as Nna1 carboxypeptidase. Bases 312 to 5063 code for a protein of 1583 amino acids. Gene Ontology annotation, molecular function: zinc ion binding; metallocarboxypeptidase activity. Lineage: Eukaryota; Metazoa; Arthropoda; Insecta; Diptera; Drosophilidae. The record is from RefSeq and is a predicted model, not a curated record. Gene Ontology annotation, biological process: proteolysis. The transcript is spliced from 17 exons.
CGACUCAGUUCGAUUUUGCACAACGCGACGAAAUGCCGCAUAAAACGCCGCUAGUAGACGGACGAGUAUAAGAGUGGAAUGUAAAUGAACCUACUACAAGAGUAGACGGGAUUUUUUUUCUUUUGUCUUUCGUCUUUGUAUCGUAUCAUCUGCAAUCUGCAACCUGCAACUGCAAUGGAUUUUUUGAAUGUGGCCACAAAUAAUGAUGAGAAGUUGACAAGAAGUUAAUACAAUUAUUGUGUUCAAUGCUUGGAAGUUUUUUUCCCCUUUUUUUUUGUUGUGCAUAAAAUAACCACUAACGAGUAAUAUUCAUGAUGGAUAUGAACGGAUUCAGCGGCGGUCGUGUUCAAUACUUGCAGGCUCAACUGUUUCCUGUUUGCACACUAACAGCAUCCAAUGGAGCUGGCUUCCUUGGAAAUUUUCUAUCGAAAGGUCUGAAGACUAAUCAAUUAGUUCUUAACACUGAUGAAAAGACAUUGAGACCUAUUGCACGACUGAAAGAACCGCGCGAUCUUUUCGCACUGCCGAAGGACAAGGACAAUGAUUGCUCACAGCAGGCCCCCAGAUGGCCGAUAGAAUGUCAGGUCAUUGAGGAGCGAGUUGUACACAUUCCCUAUGUUCCGCCCCAAGCAGAACCACUUAAUGUGCCAACAGGCAAUGAGCUGAAGCCGCGUCCUGUAGGAGAGGAAAAUGGUAUUAUUGUGUUCACUUAUUGUCCUAUAAGUGCCGUCAACUAUGAAAACUCAAAUGUCAAAUCCAAAGCUGAGGAUAAGUCUAGCGAAGAUUCCGAUGAUUCUUCAGACUCGAGAAACGAUUUCACACCACUCAGUCGACGAAUGACGAUGCGAAAUACAAAGGGUCAAUUGAAUAGCAUAUCGAAGAUAUUGAAUAGCGUCGACGAUCGCUCGACGAGCAACUCGCAAGAUGAAGAAGACGAUGACGGCGACACAAGUGGCGAGGGCAAAGAGACAAGACAAGUAGGCGAGCAAACAACUCUCAACUGUCCUUCCAAUCUCAGUGAAAGCAAGAAAAAAUGCUUUGGCACAAAUACUGCCCCCCAAGAAUCCAGCGAUAUCGAAGAUAUUUGGACUAGCAAUAGUACUGAAUACAAGCCGGCUUCCCCUUAUUACGUGCUCAGUGAGUUUGGCAAAAAAGUGCCCAAGACGAUGAUCAUCGACAAGAUCAUCGAGAAUGAUCAGCCGCAGACCCAACAGCAGCAACAGCAGCCUCCAGCAACCACUUGCAACUCAACAUCAAGCAAGUUUAGUCGCUCAGCCGUGGGUGGUGCCAAAUUUGUGACCAACUGCCAUCCAAUGAACGCCGAGGAAUACGAUAGUCUGGAGUUUGAGUCACGCUUUGAGUCCGGCAACUUAGCUAAAGCAGUGCAGAUCACGCCCACCUACUAUGAACUAUAUUUACGGCCCGAUCUCUAUACGAGCCGAUCCAAACAGUGGUUCUAUUUUCGCGUUAGACGCACGCAUCGCAACAUGUUGUAUCGCUUUUCCAUUGUGAAUCUGGUCAAGUCGGAUAGUCUUUACAAUGAUGGCAUGCGACCCGUCAUGUACUCAACGCUGGGUGCUAAAGAGAAGAGCGAAGGAUGGCGUCGAUGUGGCAAUAACAUUUCAUACUAUCGCAAUGAUGAUGAAAGCAAUAACACUAAUGAGGAGGAUGAGGACAAUUCAAGCUACACAUUGACAUUCACCAUCGAGUUUGAGCACGAUGAUGACACAGUGUAUUUUGCCCACAGUUAUCCUUACACCUACAGCGAUCUACAAGACUAUCUAAUGGAGAUACAGCGACAUCCGGUAAAAUCCAAAUUUUGUAAGCUCCGGCUUCUUUGUCGCACACUAGCUGGCAAUAAUGUAUAUUAUCUCACCGUCACGGCACCAUCCAAUAAUGAGGAUAUAAUGCGCCGCAAGAAAUCAAUAGUGGUGUCGGCUCGUGUUCAUCCCAGUGAGACGCCAUCGUCCUGGAUGAUGAAGGGUUUGAUGGACUUUAUAACUGGCGACACAACGGUUGCCAAACGCUUGCGUCAUAAAUUUAUUUUCAAACUGGUGCCGAUGUUGAACCCUGAUGGUGUUAUUGUGGGAAACACUCGAAAUUCGCUAACUGGUAAAGACUUGAAUCGUCAGUAUCGAACUGUUAUUCGAGAGACAUAUCCAUCGAUUUGGUAUACAAAAGCCAUGAUUAGAAGACUGAUUGAAGAAUGCGGAGUUGCCAUGUAUUGUGAUAUGCACGCCCAUUCACGCAAGCACAAUAUAUUUAUAUAUGGCUGUGAAAAUAAACGCAAUCCGGAGAAGAGACUUACCGAGCAGGUCUUUCCCUUGAUGCUGCACAAAAACAGCGCUGAUCGGUUUUCGUUUGAAAGUUGCAAAUUUAAAAUUCAGCGAAGUAAAGAAGGCACUGGACGCAUUGUUGUCUGGAUGCUUGGCAUUACAAACAGCUAUACAAUCGAGGCUUCUUUUGGCGGAUCCUCGCUGGGCUCGCGAAAAGGAACUCAUUUUAACACACAGGAUUAUGAGCACAUGGGCCGUGCAUUUUGUGAGACUUUAUUGGACUAUUGUGAUGAAAAUCCGAACAAAGUAAAGCGACAUGCUAAAUUAUUUAAGCAAAUUAAAAAGAUAAGAAAACGCGAGAAACGCGAGCAGAAAGCAUUGAAAUUACAAAAAAUGGCUGAUCAGAUUUUAAAUUUACUCAAACAACAGGAAAGACUACGCUCCAAAAUAAUUGAAAGACUGAUGCGCGAAGGCUCAAGUGCCGAUGAACCGUUAAAUAUUCCAUUAUCGGAUUACUCCAGUGACGAGGGCAACUGCAGUUCCAGUUCCGACAAUGAAGGCAAGCAUUCAAUAGCUGCUUCAGACCUGGAAGGUCCUUGUUGUGCACCAAUCCGUGCGCCGCCCAGUUCGCCUGAGGUCAUGAAUGAGAUUCGUAAGUUUCGUGUUCGCCGAAUGCAUAAAGUGAUGCACGUUCUGGACCAAAUCUACUUUUCCCCGGUUCUCCAACGGAAAUUCAAAGCACUGGCACGACUCAAGCGUCGUCGUCAUAAAUUGGGAUGCAAGACAGCGAUUAGCAACAAGCGUAUGACGGGUGGUGAAGUGGCUCUAAGUUCACUCAAUGAAAAUGUGGGAACAAGCAAUACACAUGUUCAAAUAACCACAAUUAAGUCGACACGGCCAUCGAACACAGAACUCCUCGACAGUUCAGAGAGCAAUGUAUCUCAGUCAUCAUCGGAUAUAGCUACGGAUGUUAAUAGCGAUAGCAAGCAAACCAGUAAGCAGCAAUCCUCUCGUAAGAAAAUCAAGAAAAAGAAAUUCAUGCCUAUCGAAAAAGGCAAAUCGAAGACGAUUAAUCGCAAAACGCGAAUCGAUCGCAACUUGCGACUUUGGUUGGCAAACAGAAGAAUUUUUAUUUUCCGUCGUAAGAAUAAGAAUCGACGGCAGCGAGUACGUAGCAAGCCCUUGAAGAAACGUGGCGAAGUAGCGCGCACAGCACUUGACUUGCCUACCACCGAUCCGGGGUCAGACUUGCAUUUCUCCACAGAUGAUGAGGAGCUUUCGCCAACAGGUAAAGAGGGAUUCGGGGCAGUGGCGCCAUUGCGUCACACAUUACUUCAGAGCGAGUUGCAGCGACGCUAUAUCGAGGAAAUCGGUGAUAUGGUAGUGAAGAAACCGAAAGCGGUUCACCAUCAUAUGCCGCCUGAGUUGAUCGUGACAACACCAUCGAAGAUAACUGGGCCCGGUGGCGUUAAGACCUUGGAAAUCUAUAAGUUGACGCCACGUACAGCACCCGAGCAACAAGAGGGCGUGAGUCAAGUGAAAACAGGCCAUGCAAUUUCUCCUGCUGCUCGACGCACUUACUCCUGGCACAAUCUCAAUCAGGAAAGCGGCCAUGCCAGGCCAAAUUUCUUUGCUCGAGAGCCCAAGCCGUCGGUGAAGAUAUACAGGGCGCCUCCACGACGCAAUGUACCUAGCAAUUUUAUACCGCUUGCCCAGCAAAGAAAUGGUGGAAACGCUGACGACUUGCAAUUGAAGUUGUCAUUGAAGAAAAAGAUAUGGACGGGAGCACACGGCGAGCCAGAGAACAGACCUCUCGCCUGGUACAAGGGCAAUCAAUGCAAAGCACAUCCUCAGUUGGCUAACGUAAUGGCAUCAGCUGCUGCUGCCGCCACAGCGAUGCGUUCCGGAGGCGGACAGGCGCAGAAUGUAUUUGGUGCUAGCAAUAAGGAACUGAUGGCAUCUGCAGGAGGAACUGCAACGACUCCAUUGCCGCCCGCUUAUGUAGGUGCGCCACGUCGAUCACGCAAAGUCGAUCAAGUGGACUUAUUCAAUGCCUGCUCACAAAAGUUGCUAAUGUGGCAGCAGGAACACAAGAAGUUGCAACCAAUGCACGCUCGCCUCAUGGGCGGCACCAGCACCAGCGUCAAGUUGGACGAUUCGCAUGUGCAGAUGCGCACCAGCAAACCAAAAAAAGGAACAAAAACCGCCAGCGAUAGUGAAGUGGUUGCGAGUACUGGGAAAGGCAAGCGCAAGUCGAGCAUUAUCAAGAUUGCAGAGACAACGCAGCUGGUAACGCGAUUUUCGCGCACACGCAACAACACUGGAUGCUCUGGCGGCAACAAUAACGCGGCACAGAAACAGCAAAUGACUCAAAUGCAACGACUGAUAUUCAAGGGCACCGAACAAAUGAACAAUGCAUCUGCAGUUGGCUUGCAACAACAGUCCGCCGGGGGACGAACAGCUAGCAAAUUUAAGACUGGCGGCAUUGUGGUGACUGCAGUUCAACAAUCGAUAGUCAGCAACACAGUGGCUGGAAGUGCUGGCGGAGUAUCGAGGCGGAUGCGUCACGCUGGUUUGGUGCACCUCAAGAGUGGUCCAACUACCGUCGUUGACGAUGAUAACGCUGUGCAAUAUCGCCGCAACAGCAGCUCCGUGCAGAUCAACAAACCGACCACUGCCGGCGGCAUAUCGUUAGACACCGUCAGUCUGGUUCGCAAAGUGAAGACCAAGUUGAAGAAGCGAAAGUCGCGAACGCUUGCGAAAGCCGCUUCGGCAGCAGUUAAAUGAAACAAAUGAGAGCUAGUGAAGAACUUAACAUCUCAUAUGAAAGAAACUAUCGGACCCAGACCCGGACAUUCCUCAGCAUCUCCUAGAUCGACAGCAUCAUUCCCUUAUCCCGCAAAUUUAUGUAUUUGUAUGUAAAUUAUUGUUUUUAACCAAAUUUUAGUCCAAUUUUAAUAAGUUAAGCUACUUAUCCGCAGUCAUAGAAUAAUCAAAAUAUUGAUGGAUUAGUCACAAUGUGAGCAUCAUAUAUAGCAUAGCAAAAUUAAUGGGGCCUUCAAGUGCUCCCAAAGUUUAGGCAUUUUUGUAUUUUGUACAUACUGUGUGUGAUGAAUUGAAUGUUCUACAUGUAGAGAUACAUAAACGAUGAGAAUAUUAACCCAUUUAGGCCGCUUUCAAAUUUGCAAUAAAAAUUAUAAUUGUUUUGAAACGACACUUGCUAUAAA